AUGAUAACUAAGGCGGUGGUUGAGGAGCGUCUGCGCGCAUUGCUGGCCCCUGUGUUCCUGAAGGUCGUGGACAACUCGGGCGGCUGCGGCGCCGCCUUUCACGCCUACAUCGUGUCUCAGCAGUUUAGCGGCAAGAGGCUGCUCGAACGCCACCGACUUGUUAACGGCGCGAUUGCGGAGGAGAUGCCGCACAUCCACGCCUUCACAAUGCAGUGUCUCACCCCUGACGAAUGGGAGGCCAAGGACCGCCCGGAGUCUUAA
Messenger RNA from Babesia bigemina, 261 nucleotides. Its product is annotated as BolA-like protein, putative. The record is from RefSeq and is a predicted model, not a curated record. Gene Ontology annotation, cellular component: nucleus; cytosol. The transcript has a single exon. Gene Ontology annotation, biological process: intracellular iron ion homeostasis. Lineage: Eukaryota; Apicomplexa; Aconoidasida; Piroplasmida; Babesiidae. Gene Ontology annotation, molecular function: 2 iron, 2 sulfur cluster binding. Bases 1 to 261 code for a protein of 86 amino acids.